AUGCAGGACGUGACCUCCAAUUUUGGUGGUUUAGUCGAUCUCGAGGUUGUUACGCCUGCUGUUGCUGAGUGUUCUCCAUGCUUUUCUUCUUCCCGCACUCGUCUACCUUCUUUAAGUCCUCGUUCUCAUGACGUUUUUGAUGCCCAUCCUGUGGAAUCUGCCUUACUUGUUUCCUCGGAUAUGCCGUCAGAAAUUUGUGUUCCUGUUUCUGAUUCUAGUCGUUUCCUCACGAGUUCCUCACCUCCUUUACUCCCCGUUUCUGAUCUUUUGAUUCCGGUAUCUCAUCCGAUUGGGAUGGAAAUUUCUGAAACUAAGGAAAGCAAAGAAUCUGUUCCUUUACACCUCGGCUUGACUCACGAUGACCUUCUUUAUGUUGAACAAACGAAACCUUUGGAAUACGCUACUGCAAAAGCUAAAUAUUCACAUUCCGAUGGAUCAGGCCGUGAUGUUCAUGUUGGUCUUAUCGGGAGUGCUGAUGAAACAAUAUCGAAAGUUAAAUCUCUACCUCCCGGCCCAUCUCCUUUACAGGCUGUUAGUAUAGAGACGGAAGAUCAUCUGUCCGCUCUUCCAGGCGUGUCUACAGUCUCUCCUUCGGAGGCUGCAAUUUAUAUUGACGAAACUGGAAAUGAAUUGCCGAUUGUCUUUUCCCGCACAACUACAUCGGAAUCGGUGAGACCUUUGGAUGCGGAUCAUAAUCUCAAAUCUGCUGCAUUUUUGGCUGUCACGGAAUCUGAACAUAUAGACUCCUUUACGGCCUCCCAGAGGCAGGCCAAUAUGCCUGAAGUUGUUUCUGCUGAUAAAUGUCUAACGCGACAUUUGUCACUUUCGUCUUCACGUAGUCUGAUCGGAAGUGUCGAGACACCUCCCCAUGUUUCAAGAUUCUCAGAUUCUUCUUUGGAGAUACGUGUCAAAGUCCCCCGUCGCCUGUUUUAUGCUGCAAAUACUCAAGAAGUAGUUUGGGAAGAAGUUGUCUUGUUUGAUCAUGGCCAAGAAAGCCCGCUUCCUUUCCCAAAUGUCUCAGUCAUAGUUCCCAUUCCUGAACCAAACUUGAGCAUUGCACCCCAACGUUCAUUUGCUCAAGAUAGUGAGGGAGAACCACCAAUGGGAGAAAACAAUGAUCUAGUUCCCACCUACGCUUCACUUCCGUGGCCGAAAGCUAAAGAAUAUGAAACCACACAUCACACUGAUAUCAUUGUUGGCACUGGUUUGGGUGCCUCAGCUCCGGAAAUUUGCACUGACAAGGCAGGCUUAGAGCCUUCUGCUGAGGUCAUGAAUUUACUCUCGGUGGUUCCAAUUUCAUCUGCUCCAGUAAGCGGUGAAUUGAUGAUGUCUGACGUUUCGCCAGCCAUUGAAAGCCUCUCUUCACCUACCCUUUCAUCCUCAAUAAAGUUGCACCAAGAACCUAUGAGUAGUGAGCUGGACGUUUAUAUUCUUUCGCCUUGUAGUUCUGAGGAAGGCAAAGUCGUUCCAGGCACUAAUAAGGAUGAACCUAGCAAAGGUCAAUUCGUUUCCAGUGAAUCCACUAUUUCAGGUGAGGAGAAAGUUGAAGAGGGUACUUGGGAUGAUUUGUCACAACUUGCAGCUGCCGCUGGUGCCACAUUAGCUGCCGAAUAUGCCUCAGAGGACGACGAAGAAGAGGAUGAAGAUGAUGAUUACGAAUUCAAAUCAGUUGGAUUUGAGUUGUCCAGACCUCGACCGGCGCCUGAAACAACGCUGGAUCGUUCCUCACAACUACUUUCACGACUUAAAUUUUAUGGUCUGGGAACUCAACAAGUUGCUCAGCCUUCACCACGCCUGUACGAUGUAGAACGUGGUAUGAGUAAAGACAUCGAAGAGAACGAAAAUAUUGAAGAACAGGUGGCUGAGGAGGUUAUUCUCGAUGAUGAAGAAGAGGAGGAUGAGGAAGAACAUCCUAAGAUAAUGGUUGAGGAUCUGGAUAGCAUACUUCCCACUAUUCCAGAAGUUGCAGGCCUGGUGACGCCAGAUGAUGACGACUCGUUAAACGAUGACGAAAUUCCGAUGGAUUUGAAGCUUGUCCCAGCUCAUGAGGAGGAUGAAGAAGAGGACACCUCUCUGGCAUUUUCUAGACCCGUCUCUGAGUACCGGCAACAAGUGCAGUCGCUCUCAAGACUCUCUGCAUCAUCCGAAAGAAGUUCCUUCACUGCAACGGUGACUGACACGACCGAAGAGUCGAGCAAAGAAAGUCAAGCGACAGUAAUUCAGAUCGGCAGUGAUACCUUAACGAAUGCUGGCAAAACUCAAGAGGCCUCAAGAACUACUCUUGCGUCUCUGGACUCUGAUUUAAAUCUCGUCGACGAAACACGACUAUCCGAUAGUUUUCCGCAGCUUCCUAAGGAAACCAUUGAUGCCUCAAUGCAAGAACAAGUUGCACUGGCUACAGCAAUAUCAACUGAUCAGGUUACUGAGGAUAAAUCAUCCGGCAGUCGCCAUUGUGCGGAUACAGUAUCUACACCAAGCAUUUUGGAACGUUCUACAUCAAGUGGAAUCUACUGUCCACCGAAAGGUCGGCUUCAGGGUUUUCCACGAAAGGGUGAUCCUGGUGCAAGUGAACCGGCUCUUUCUAAAACUGAAGCUACUGCAAGUCAGUCACCAUCUUUGGCAGAAUUUGAGCGUUUGGAACAACAAAUGAUUGCUAACUCAUCUCCAGACUCCCUUCAAAAGACUUCUGGUGAGCUGAAAAAGGAUUCGAGCAGCAGAACUAGCAGUUCUGUCUCUGAAUUUGAACGAAUCGAGGCCGAAGCAACUAAACCGUUCUCAGCGAGUAGUGGAGAAAUACCAUCUGCUACAAAAGGCGCAGGAGACAGUUCUCUGUCUUCUCUGUCCGAUUUCCUUCGUGCAGAACAGGAGUGUGCCAGUAGCCAAGAGUCUGUUCAACAACAACCGAUUGAUUCUCAGCUGACCGCACUGACCCACAAGACUAUUAGUACCAUCUACGAAGAUGUUCUAGCCGAACAGAUGUGUCAGAGUGUCGAGACUUCCCGAUUGACAGAUUCCUCUGAGAUAGUAGGAGAAGUUGACUCACUUGUGCAAUCCUCCAUCCAUGAUUCACUUGCCAGUAGCUCUUGUCAACGCGAGGUCCUGCCGAUUGACCUUAUUCGCGAUGUCAUUCGUGGUGCUCGUGAUGUACUUGAACAGCGUUAUCCUCGAGAUCAUGAUUCUCUGGGCGAAGCGGACUCAUUAGAAGAAGACUUCCCGCAAAUCAUGGAGACAUCGGCAGAUUCCCUAGACGGCCUCCAACAGCAUAGUCAACAAGGGCAAUGGGGAGAUAGCUCUUUGUCAUCUGAGGCUAAUUACAGUCGUCACAUGACCGAUUCUUUGGAGGACAGUGGUGCUGCAAUGGCCAGUGGAAGUAGGGCCUCAACACAACCUCCCUCACAAUCUGAAGUUCUUUUCCUGCCCCUUCUUGGUCCACCUCCAAUACCGAUUCAGUCCAGCGAACUGCCACAGUUAUCCAUUCCCCGUUCCACUAGUGGAGAUGAAGCUUUAUUGAAAAAGACAGACACCGACGAGGAGACAUCAUUUAAGCGACUACCCGUUUCUGCGAGCAUUACCUCUCUGAACCUAGCUCAAGGGCACGUACCUAUUUCGCAAACCGACUCCAAUUUGGGCUCCACGGUUUUCGACGUGUCCGAGGAUGAAUUUAAAGGACCUGCGCAUCCGGGCGCUUCAGUAACCGAAAGUCCUUUAAAAAGCCUUUCCUCCUCUCCUGUCCUCAUCCAUGGAAGAGACGUUGAAGAUAUUCCCGAAAGCUCUUCACCCAUAACCCCAAUGGCUGGUCCCUUUAGCCCGAAGGAUAUUUCUACGCCAACCAUGACAGAAAUUAGCAGUGUAGUUGACGAGGAAAUUGGAAAAGAUUUUGAAAUCAUCCGAGCUGCUGAUUAUGAUUUUCCACAUGAGCAAAAAUGA
Molecule: messenger RNA, 3927 nt
Organism: Echinococcus granulosus
Lineage: Eukaryota; Metazoa; Platyhelminthes; Cestoda; Cyclophyllidea; Taeniidae
Exons: 2
Coding region: 1-3927 (1308 amino acids)
Source: RefSeq, a predicted model, not a curated record